AUGGCAAUUGGCUGCGCAGUAACCUCAUCCGUCGAUCUCUGGUUCCUGAUGACUUCAAUCCCAAAGGUUCAGGUCGUCAAUGUCCCAGGCGGCACAUACUGCGUUCCCAUGGAAGGACAGUUCCGUACGUUCGCCAGAUUCUGGGCCCCUCCACUAGCCUUCGAAACCCUGCUCUGCGCAAUGGCAGUCUACAAAGCAUACAGGGAGAGUGAAUCAUUGCCCGAGGCGACCCUGCGCAUCCGUGGCCAGUCUCUGUUGAGAAUCAUGGUUCGGGACUCUGUCAUGUACUUCAUUUGUAUUGCCGCCGCAUAUUCUAUCUGCAUAUUGUGGUGGCUAUAUGCCCCC
Molecule: messenger RNA, 345 nt
Organism: Psilocybe cubensis
Lineage: Eukaryota; Fungi; Basidiomycota; Agaricomycetes; Agaricales; Agrocybaceae
Exons: 3
Source: RefSeq, a predicted model, not a curated record